CGUCAUUACACCAUAAGUGUCGGCUGUGUCAAGCGGCAUGACGUCAUUCGACGCCAAUCCGCUGUGGGAAUUCUACUCUCGGCAGCGCAGCGAUGGAGGCUAUUCUAAAUGACUUCAUAUCGGCCGAGGAUCUCAUGAAGUUUGAGAAGAAGUAUAAUGCAGAGAUGGCGAAGGGGCCGCUAUCGCCCGCCACGCAGUUUGAGUACGCGUGGUGCCUUGUACGCUCCCGGCACAGCGAAGACGUGAAGCGCGGAGUGCGACUCCUAGAGGAAUUGUGCCACAACGCGAAGGGAGAUGAGCUUCGGGAUUACCUCUUCUACAUCUCUAUCGGCUACUACCGGCUCAAGGAUUACGAGAAGGCGUUGAAGUUCGUGAAGACGCUCCUGCGCAAGGAGCCCACGAACCAGCAGGCGCUGCAGCUUGAGAAGCUCAUCAACAAGGCCAUGCAGAAAGACGGCCUGGUGGGCAUGGCGAUCGUGGGCGGGGUUGUGGUCGGCCUUGCCGGCCUUGCCAGCCUUGCGGCGCUCGCCAUUCACAAGGGCACGCGUUGAUCGUCACGGCGACGGGCCCCGACCUUACCCACAGUGCACUACGCCCCCCCCCCCACCGUGUCUCAUCCCCGUAGACCUCCCUAUAUAAUUAUUUGCCCUGCCGGCGCUUUCUCCGAUUUGCCAAAUAAAUUCCACGUUCUGCCAAGCCCCUCGUGCUUUUUCCCAAACACAUUCCACACUCUCAAGCCUCUCCACACACACACAUUCUCCUCCUCCACACACACAAAAUCUCCUCCUCCACACACACACAAAAUCUCCACCCUCUCCACACACACAAUCUCCACCCUCUCCACUCUCAACCCUCUACACACACACACAUUCUCCUCCUCCACACACACAAUCUCCACCCUCCACACACACAAUCUCCACCCUCCACACACACAAAAUCUCCACCUUCUACACACAUCGUUAACCCAUCCUCACUCCUCCCCCCCAAUCAAUUCUCAACUUGGAUAAGUGAACGCGUGAAGAGGUCUGAUGAGUGAACGCGAGAAGAGGUGGGAUCAGUGAAGAGGGUCGGAUGAGUGAACGAGUGCAGGAAAAAGUGACGGGUCAGGGCCCGGGGCGCUUGACGCCACUGCGGCGUUGGGUGUUCGUCUCGAACUCCCGAGAGCAGCGACCGGUCGCGCGACUGCAACCGGUUGCCAGAGACGUCCCGCGCACGCAACCCAAGUUACGCAACCCAAGUUGCGCAACCGCUCGCUCGGGUGUGAGCGAGCGGGGCUGCCCUGCGUCCGUCGGGCAGAUUGGCAGGGAGGGCAGCUGACCCGCUGAGAUGGUAUGCCGCGUGCUUUGCCCCCUCAGUGGUUCUUCUUCUUGGAGACUUGGGAACUCCCAACGUUGAUGCCGUUUUGCCAUCGCUCGCUCAUCCGCCGCCAUUCGCUGGGCCGCGUGCCGCUACUGCCGUCGCUGUUGCCGUUUAACUCGACUGCUAACGCGUUAGCUAACGCGCUCGCUAACUCGCUCACUCACUCACUCGCUAACGCGUUCGCUCACUCACUCGCUGACGUGCAGAGCUCGGCUCGCGGUUGGAAGGUUGAGAAUUAAAAUCCCGCUCGGAGAGGUCGGCCUGCUAGCACGGUGGUCUCAUCCAACAUGGCCAUCGUCGUCAUCAUCAUCCCUUCAAUCAGUCACCAUCAGCUUCAUCACCGCAAGCAGUCCUCGUCAUCAUCAUCCUUCCACGACCAAUAAAGUGAACGGCUCACGUUUAUGCGAGUCGCCGGUGACCGGGCAUGGAACAUAAAUUCGCUCCGCUAGAAUCCCCGGCGUGAUCUCGCCGGUAGAGGUGGCCGAGACCCGGAUUGGAGCCCAGGAUUUUGGCAGCAUCCCUGACGGCGGAGUCACUGCGCAGCUUCCUCCACUUGCUGCGUUUCGUUUUGCGUUUUAGUCUAUUCCCGUCGGGGAAAGCGAGCGGCUCCCGUCACUGAGCGGUGAAUCUGUCUCGUGAAACACCCCAAGUGUGUGUGUUGUGUGUGUGUACGCUGAACUUCUUUCGCAGCGUACGUACACAACCGCGCGAAUCGGAGGUGGGGUGGGGGGCGAUGACAACACUUUGCACAAAAAAAGCUGUUUUAAAAGGAAUGAGUUUUCUAUAUUUUAAAAAGUUAAAUCUUAUUCAUCCCAAUUUACAAAAUUCACCUGCAACCAACCACCUCGAUCCGAAUUCACGUACCCCCCCCCCCCGAUUCUUGUGAGCGCUCGCAAGCUAAGCAGGCUUUUCACUGCUUCGCGCUUGGAUGAGCGACCGCCGUGCCUGACGGGUGAUAUAGGCUGCCGCUGCUGCUGUCAGCAGUGCAGCGAAACCAUCAUUGUACUGUACAACAAUGUCUAUGCUCCCCGUCUCCGCUGACCUGCACGGUGGGAUAAACCCCACAAACUAUGGAAUCCCUCGUCCAGGAGUGGAUUGGCCACGGGCUUAUACAUGUACAUAUGCAAGUUAGUAAUUUACGGGCUCCUUUGCCAAUCCACUGCUGGAUGAAGGCCCCCCCCCCCCCCCCAGUGUGUUGGUUGUGGGGUUUGACCAUACUUCACCACGCGGGUUAGCGUGGGGCUGAAGUGUAGAGAUGGGCUGUGUUCUCAGGACCGGUUCAGGUAUCGCCUGCCGUUCAGCGCGGUAGGGCUGGGAGUCGCGGCCAGAAAGUCAGAACCCCGAUGUGUGAUGUACGAGAUGGGACAAAUGCUGUAGCGCAGGGUGACCCGACAGGGCCUCUUGGGUGCGUGUUCGUUAAUAAAUCUCCGCGUGACUCCCCUCGG
This is a messenger RNA of Lethenteron reissneri (Far Eastern brook lamprey), 2804 nucleotides long. It is a transcript of the gene FIS1, whose product is annotated as fission, mitochondrial 1. NCBI's taxonomy places the organism in Eukaryota, Metazoa, Chordata, Hyperoartia, Petromyzontiformes, Petromyzontidae. Gene Ontology annotation, molecular function: protein binding. Gene Ontology annotation, biological process: mitochondrial fission; autophagy of mitochondrion; mitochondrial fragmentation involved in apoptotic process. The record is from RefSeq and is a predicted model, not a curated record. Gene Ontology annotation, cellular component: peroxisomal membrane; mitochondrial outer membrane.